This is a messenger RNA of Parastagonospora nodorum SN15, 384 nucleotides long. RefSeq lists its product as hypothetical. The record is from RefSeq and is a predicted model, not a curated record. The coding region runs from base 1 to 384 and encodes 127 amino acids. NCBI's taxonomy places the organism in Eukaryota, Fungi, Ascomycota, Dothideomycetes, Pleosporales, Phaeosphaeriaceae. The transcript has 4 exons.
AUGCACCCCCAUACCAAGGGAUUGAAUAGACACACGAAUAAACAUGGAUACACUGUACCUGACAUCACUUACAAAGAUCCUAACAACCGACGCUUGCGAGUAGUCACCAUUGGAACGGGCUUCUCGGGCGUUUUACUUGCGUACAAACUCAAGAAUGAGACAGAAAAUGUCGAGCACGUUAUGUUACCCAGUCACUCGUACACUUACAAUUUUGCACUCAACGUGAGUCCAGAAUUUUGCCGUGUCAUUGAAGCAAAAUGGUCCGAGGAUGAUAGCAGGUGGGAUCUGAAGAUCGAACAGUCCUACGCAGACGAGACCAAAAAGAUUGUAUACGACCACUGUAUGACUAUGGAGAGUCACAAUGGAAAGGCCAAAGAAUGGUAA